This is a messenger RNA of Pectinophora gossypiella (pink bollworm), 4760 nucleotides long. RefSeq names its product integrin alpha-PS1 (gene mew). NCBI's taxonomy places the organism in Eukaryota, Metazoa, Arthropoda, Insecta, Lepidoptera, Gelechiidae. The coding region runs from base 199 to 3549 and encodes 1116 amino acids. Gene Ontology annotation, biological process: cell adhesion mediated by integrin; cell-cell adhesion; integrin-mediated signaling pathway. Gene Ontology annotation, cellular component: external side of plasma membrane; integrin complex. The record is from RefSeq and is a predicted model, not a curated record. The transcript is spliced from 17 exons. Gene Ontology annotation, molecular function: integrin binding.
GCCGCGAGUAGGACAAGUUAUGUCUCUACGUCGAGUCAGAUACGAGCAAAGUUUAUAGUAGCAGGAACCUACUCCGCCGGCGAACGGCAACCGCGCUGGGGGUCCCGUCGCUCUGCCGCUCUACACACGAAACUCGCGAUGUUACAAAAAAUAACGAAAUAGUGAAUUAGUGCACGACGAAAAUUACGAGAAUUCACAAUGGCUUCGAUGUGUGCUAGUGUUUUAUUUUUGUGUAUUUUACACAGUGCCGCCAGUUUCAACCUGGAACCGAGGAUUCCUGUGAUAAAGUUGGGAGAGGCCGGCUCUUAUUUUGGAUUUUCUGUCGCUGAACAUCUGACUGUCAAUGAAAACGUGAAUACUAGCUGGUUACUAGUAGGAGCUCCUCUGGGUCAGAAUCUGCAGCCCAACACCAACAGGUCCGGCGCGUUGUGGAAGUGUGGCCUCACGUCCGCAGUGGGUGACUGCGAGCAAAUCAUUACUGAUGGGAAGAGGACGAAGUACGGCAAGAUAAAUAAGACGUUGGAUUCGAAGCACCUGUCGGGGCCGCACCAGGAUGAGAUCAAGGAUGGGCAGUGGCUUGGUGUGUCCGUGCGCAGUCAGGGUCCGGGGAGAAAAGCCGUCGUAUGCGCACACAGAUAUAUCCGCAAGUCUGGAGAGUCUCAAUAUGGCCAGGGUCUUUGCUAUACUUUGAGUAACGACCUUGAACUUGUAGACGUCUGGGAACCCUGUCGAGGAAGAUCUGUACAAAGAGAGCACGAAGAAUACUCCUUCUGUCAAGUCGGCACAAGCAGUUCGUUGUUGGAAGACGACACGUUACUGCUAGGUAGCCCUGGACCGUACACCUGGCGAGGCACAAUCUUCACGCAGGAUACCCUGGACGAUGUGUUGUCUCGAGACCACGCCGUCUACAUGGCUCCCGUUGAAGACGGAGCCAGUCCCGUUGAAAAAUAUAGCUACUUAGGCAUGUCAGUAGCAGGUGCGAAGUUCUUCGGCUCCAUUCCCUCCUACGCGGCGGGCGCCCCACGGUCCCACGGCACCGGCCAAGUAGUGAUGUUCCAGAAGCGCAAUUUCACCGACUGGAACAAUCCCAACAUCAAUAUCCUCAACUACACCAUGAUGUUCAACGGGGAACAGUUCGGCUCCAGCUUCGGAUAUGAAGUCGCUUCCGCCGAUGUUAAUGGGGAUGGGUUACCAGACCUCCUAGUAGGAGCACCAUUCUACUUUUCGCGUGAUCACGGUGGUGCUGUCUACUUAUAUCUGAAUGAAAACCACAACUUGAAACCUGAAUACAAUCUCAAACUGACUGGGAAACCUGAGUCUCAAUUCGGCAUAUCGAUAGCAAAUGCUGGAGAUUUAAACAAAGAUGAAUGUGAAGACAUUGCCAUAGGCAGUCCUUAUGAAGGGAAUGGUGUCGUGUACAUUCAUUUAGGAGACAGGAAGAAAGGUCUGCAUGUAAAACCAGACCAGGUGAUCAAAGCAGAGUCAUUGCCUAAGAUAUUCAAUACGGAUGUAGUGAUGAAGACGUUCGGUUACUCCCUUUCUGGUGGAGUGGAUAUGGAUGCUAAUGGCUAUCCGGACCUGCUGGUCGGCGCGUAUGAAAAUAGUAGCGUCGCAUUAAUUCGAACACGACCAAUCAUCGACAUCAGGACCUCGAUUCGACCUUCGAACACGAUUAUCAACAUCGACCCAACAAUCCACGGCUGUGAGAAGGACCCCUCUUCCAACCACACCUGCUUUCACUUUCAAGCUUGUUGUAUCAUUAAGUCUUUAGUACGAUCCGCAAAAACGAACACACAUAGGAUCAACUACGUCAUAGAAGCAGAAACCUUCCCUGGAGGAAGGAAGUAUUCAAGAGUCUACUUUGACGCAGAGAAGACGAAUAAUGUGAACAAAACGAUAAUAUUAGGGAAGGACGUGGAAGAUUGUAGGGAGCAUAUUGUUUACUUGAAGAAUAAUACGAGAGAUAUUCAGACCCCUAUCAAGUUCCAACUGACCUACACAUUAGUUCAUGCGGAGCCCCGGUACUCCAUAGUGGGAUCUCUGCCCAACAUCGACGACUACCCGGUACUAAACGCGACCGCUAGAACCACCUUCAGCGCCAACUUCCUCAAUGACUGCGGCACUGACGGCGUCUGCAUCAGCGAUCUCAUUGUCGACCCUCAGUUGCUGCUGCCUAAGAUUAAAGACGGUACAGCAUACAUGCUAACCCUGGGUCAGGAAGAUGAGAUAAAGUUGGCGAUCCACGUGGACAACUAUGGCGAAUCCGCUUAUGAGGGUCAGUUGUUGGUGCAUCACCACUCCAGUCUGCACUACGUUGCUGCUGACAUCAAGGAUAAACAAGUAAUCUGCACGAGUGUCAACAAAACAGUAGUAUCCUGUAUGCUAGAGAACCCGUUCAAGAAGCAGCCAGAAGACGCGGAACCUAUCACCCUUCGCUUCGAUGCUAGAGCGUUGGAAGACAACGAACCCUCAGUGGUGUUCACUGUUUGGGCCAACUCCACUUCCAAGGAGUUGCAUCCUGGGAAGAAACCUGUUCAGACUAUUGCUAUGGUCAUUAAGAACGCUGAGCUGGUGAUUAAAGGUGCGGCUCGCCCCGAGCAAGUGUUCUAUGGAGGAGAGAUCAAGGGAGAGUCUGCCAUGAAAUACUUUGACGAUGUUGGAACCAGAAUCAUGCACACUUAUCAGGUAUUCAACAAGGGUCCAUGGCGUGUACACUCCCCACAAGUGGUGAUAUUGUGGCCGUACCAGGUGGCUUCAGAGAACGAACAGGGCAAGUGGUUGCUGUACCCGGAAGAUAUACCCACUGUGGUUGGAGAAGCUGACCAAAGCAACGGCAAGUGUUUCUUAACACAAGGAGAGAUCAACCCUCUAUUAUUGACGACACGGCCUGGCACUAUGGAACCCCUACUAGAAAACCUAGAAAUGGACCCAUUUCUAACCACUGGCAAACUUAGUGUGAGCUCCAACGAAAAGGAGUCUAACGAAACAAAAAGAUUCUUCACAUCUGAGAAUAAAGUGAGGAGGAGACGAGACAGCGAUAUUGUGAAGGCGGAAGCUUACACGGAUCAAGAUGGACAGCGGAAGGUGGUUGUUAAUAUGAACUGCCAAAAGAAGACAGCGAAGUGCAUUCAGUUCCAAUGCGUGAUCUACCGGCUGGCACGCAUGCAGGCCGCCACGAUCACGGUGCGCGCGCGCCUCUGGAACUCCACCCUCGUCGAGGACUAUCCGCGCGUCAGCCAUGUCAACAUCGCCUCCACUGCCUCCAUACAAAUCUCUGAGCAUUACAAUGUGCUAGGUGACUCGCAUUCUGCUAAGGCGGAAACAAUAGCGUACCCAGACUUGAAGAUCAGCGAGCCAACAGAAGUGCCGUACUGGGUGAUCAUAGUGUCAGUCAUAGUAGGACUAAUAGUACUUAUACUACUCAUUAUAGCCUUGUGGAAGCUAGGCUUCUUUAAGAGGAGUAGACCGGACCCCACACUCUCUGGUAACUUGGAGAAGAACAACCAUGAGUCAAGUCCCUUUAUAGGCAGAGACAGAAGCAUUCGAUAGCUGAAAACCUACUGUUCUACCGUGAACGGAGCCUUAAGUGGAACUAACUUUAGUGCAAAGAACUAAACAAUGCAGAACUAAGUUUAGUGACGAGAACUGAAAUCAUAACAGUGCUAAAUGAAAAAUGUAAUGUAAAAACUGUGUACAUAUACGUAAUGAUGGAAUCAACAAAUUAAUGACUUAGGAAAAAGAUGGGUAUGUUCUGAAUUAAGUGAAUUGGCGGUUUGAGUCAUAGAACUAUAACUUUAUACACAAAUGGGUAUAAAUUUAAGCAACUAAAGUACACUAAAAUAUUACUAUUGUGAUACUUUGUGUCUUUAUUGUUGAUCUCAUUUACUUGUUCAGUGGCAUUCAUCAAUCUUUUUCAUUAAGUCUGAUAUUUAAAGUUUUGUGUAAAACGAGACGGUUCUAGUAAGUAUUUUAUAAAUAUCUUUUGACUGUGAUGUCUUCAUAGAGGAAAAUGAGUGUAAGUAUGUGAUGUUAUAAACGCAACGUGGUUUAUAUUUUGUUGAUGUUUGCACGAGUCCUUGAUGUGAAAAUUUUAAUUAUAAAAAUUGUUUUAUUUGCAAAUGCAUUUCUGUAGAAUAUAGCGUGAAAUAAUAGUUUAUUAUAUAAUGAUUGUCUGUUUAUAUAUUCGUAUAGAAAUGUAUUUUCUGUAAAUAAGUACUUGCCUUAAUAUUUAUGAAGAAUAGACUAAGUAAUUUACUUAAUUUGACUAGAUUUUUUACUAGUCACUUAAUAACAAUAAGUGUAUUUGUGAGUGUAUGUCGUGUCUAUAAUGAAAGUUUACUUUAUUAUCUACUUAAAACUAUAUUUCAAUCGGAAACACAUAAAUGUGUCAAGUACUUAAAUAAACGAUUAUUUACCUACAUUCGACACUUAAAAUAUUUAGUCAGUCAUUAAAAUAAAACACAAAAUUACUUAUUUGUAAUAAUUGUUUAUUUGUAUGCAAUGUAAAUAUGUAGUAUUUUUAUAGAACUGUAGUUUUUCUAAACAUAUGGCAUUGGUCAAGAUAUGAGGCUUCCACGUUUUACUAAAUUGUUCACAAAACACUGCCAACUUACAUAAUUGUUGUUUAAUAUAAUUAUAACCACCUAAAUAACACUGGUUGUGAAUAUUUCGAGUAUAAUUUUCUUAAUAAUUCUCCUGCCUAUCGAUACUUAGCAAAUACAUUUAAAGAAAAUAAAAUGGUGCCAUUUUAAAGUAUAGAA